Scedosporium apiospermum is the source of this 1434-nucleotide messenger RNA. RefSeq lists its product as uncharacterized. Lineage: Eukaryota; Fungi; Ascomycota; Sordariomycetes; Microascales; Microascaceae. The transcript is spliced from 3 exons. The record is from RefSeq and is a predicted model, not a curated record. The coding region runs from base 1 to 1434 and encodes 477 amino acids.
AUGGAUCCCUCGCAUAUGAUUCUGCCCAAGGGGUUUGUGGUAAACUCCCAGGACAUCUACAAGGAAGUUGCAAGUUAUCCUACGGUCCCUCCCGAGAAAAUAAAGGAAUACUGGAAGGUUCUCGCAAAGCUGUUCGAAGAGAUCUCGACUGGCCCGACCAUUGCACCUAUACCAGGACCUCCGAACAGAUGGGAGCCCCCCGUGUUUGUCGACCGGCCACCGCCCUGGGAGUUGAGACGCCAAGCCGAGAAAGCGAGUGCCGAGGAAGCCUCAAAGACGGCAGAUGCUCCAAAGCCUCAACAAGGCGCGGACACGACGCCAUUGAAGCCGGCGAAGCCUAGUGCUGAGGAGACCUCAGCUCCAGUGGCAGGCUCAUCAUCCUCCAAACCCACUCAAGCACCACCACCUCACCCAAUUCUGAAGAAGUCUCGAGGCGACUCGAAAUCAGGACCACGGCCGACAGCACGCUUUGUAGUCCCCGAUGUCGACGACAGCAAGGAUGACGGGGACGCAUCUUCAGGAAGCGCAUCAACUGCAGGAACGGAUACACGGAAAUCAUCUUCUCCAGCUAAAUCCGAGAAGCGAAAGACUUCAGCACAUACUAAACGGUUCCACGCAUCGAUCGGGACAAAACGACGACCGGCUUUGCCCCGACGGAUUAGUUCCCAGUCAUCGACAGCUUCGGAUAGUGCAUCUAAGGAAGAUGUACCCGCCACCUCAAGGCACCAGGGAGCUCAGCACGCUGUUGCCCCUAUUGCCGAACAGUCUGGUGAUCAGAGCUCGCCUAGCAGCACAGGGUCUACUACCUCGCCACGACGAGGUUUGAGUGCCAAAGCAGCCGGAAAGCGCCCUGCGCCUAAGCAGCCUGCCCAGGAAAGGAUACCUACGCAUCAUCGAGCGGCGGAUCCUAUAGCCACCUCACCCGCGCCCGACAACUCCCGGGAAAAGAAGCCGGUGGAAAUCGUACCCGAAAAAGGCAAGGCUAACCUAAGCCAUGACGCCAGUCCCGUCAAGCUCGAUCGGACACAGAGCACGGAGUUCAGGAGGACACCUCAAGGACGGACGACUCUUCCCAGGUCGCAGUCUCAUAUUGAGCUGAAGGGCACCAGCAUGAGCUCGAGUAAAUCAUUGCGGCGCGCCCUAGCCGCCGAACCGACAGCAUCGACAACGACGGUUGCGGCACUUGGAACUAUUAUUGAUAUCAACAGAAACGAAAUUCCUUGGCCUGGAGCAUCGACAGCGGAAAGCCCGGAGGCGCCCAGCUAUCGCCUACCCCGAGGACCGUCUGCGACGUCUCUGCUCGAAACUCGACUGAUGCCUACCCCACCAAGCGCGACGCCAGAAGUUCCGCUAGCACGGACAAAGAGUCAACUCACUCUUCUUCUCGAAAGAGAAAAGGGCAGGCUUGGUGACAAGCCCCGGUCGAAGCAUUAA